GCUCGGCGCGGGCUCACAAAGAGCUGCGGCGGCGGCCCGGCGCUCGGCCUCGCGGACGGAGCCGGCGGCGGCGGGGCGGGGGCGGCUGUGCACCCGCGCGGCCCCGCGCCCGGGCCAGGCCCCUAGACACCCCAUUUCCAGCCUCUUUCUGGCUCAUUUCCGCUGCUCAUGGGAGGAUGCACGGCAGGAGGCUGCACGGUUCUCUGUGCUGUCUUCAGAGCUGAUGGACACAGAACUAGGCCAGACGUGUCACAAGCCAGCAGAAGAGCAGCUAGCAGGAAAACCCACUCUGCCCGUGUCUCCGGAAGCUUGAAGCUUUGCUGAAUCCCGGGUGGGCACGCCAGCCUCUGAGGCCAGGACCGUCCUGCGGAUGGCUGAGAGUCCUCUGGGGCCUGGCAACUCUGAAAAGAUUUCGUCACCAGAAGGUCUGGGGGGACAUUACGAAACCACUUGUUUUCGUGGCUGCCUGCAGGUGACCAUGGCAGUGUGAGUGUCCGCCAUGGCCAACCGGAAGCGUCAGAGCACGGCGAGCAGCAUGCUGGACCACAGGGCGAGGCCGGGCCCCAUCCCCCACGGCCAGGAACCAGAGAGCGAGGAUGCAGAGCUGCCCCUGGAGGAGUACGUGCCCAAGGGCCUAGAGCUGGCUACCCUGCGGCCUGAGAGCCCCACGCCCCCAGACCAGGGGUGCCACGACCACAGCCCCGAUGGGGACUCCAGCUCUGACUACGUGAACAACACCUCCGAGGAGGAGGAUUAUGAUGAGGGCCUCCCCGAGGAGGAGGAGGGUAUCACCUACUACAUCCGCUACUGCCCUGAGGACGACAGCUACCUGGAGGGCAUGGACUGCAACGGGGAGGGGUACCUGGCCCAUGGCACACGCCACCUGGAGACGGAUGAGUGUCAGGAGGCAGUGGAGGAGUGGACAGACUCGGCAGGCCCCCACCCACAUGGCCACGGGGACGAAGGCAGCCCAGAUUACCGGGACAGCCACCUCCCUAUCCCAGAGGACGAGGCCUCCGUCCUGGAGGCCCAGGACCAGGAAGAAGGUGUCCACUACUGCCCCAGUGAAGAGGGCUAUGAGGACUACUACCCAACGGAGGCCAACGGGAAUGCGGGCAGCGCCUCCCCUUAUCGCCCGAGGCGUGGGGACGGGGACCUGGAGGACCAGGAGGAGGACAUCGACCAGAUCGUGGCUGAGAUCAAGAUGAGCCUGAGCAUGACCAGCAUCACCAGUGCCGGGGAGGCCAGCCCUGAGCAUGCACUGGUGCGGGGGCCUGAGCCAGGGCCCGGGGACUCCACAGAGGCUAGUCCGCCCAGCGAGGCCAGCCACGGCCCUAGCAGACACGAGGGAAGGCCCAAGUCACUGAACCUUCCUCCGGAGGCCAAGCACUCCGGAGACCCCCAGAGAGUCUUCAAGACCAAGUCCAGGACUCCAGAGGAGAGACCGAAGUGGCCCCAAGAGCAGGUUUGCAAUGGCUUGGAGCAGCCGAGGAAGCAGCAGCGCUCUGAUCUCAAUGGACCUGUGGAUAAUAACAACAUCCCAGAGACAAAGAAGGUGGCAUCAUUUCCAAGUUUUGUGGCUGUUCCAGGGCCCUGUGAACCAGAAGACCUCAUUGAUGGAAUCAUCUUUGCUGCCAACUACCUGGGGUCCACCCAGCUGCUCUCAGAACGUAACCCUUCCAAGAACAUCAGAAUGAUGCAGGCACAGGAGGCCGUCAGCCGGGUCAAGAGGAUGCAAAAGGCUGCCAAAAUAAAAAAAAAAGCGAAUUCCGAGGGGGAUGCCCAGACCCUGACCGAAGUGGAUCUCUUCAUCUCCACCCAGAGGAUCAAGGUGUUAAAUGCAGACACACAGGAGACCAUGAUGGACCACGCCUUGCGCACCAUCUCCUACAUCGCAGACAUUGGGAACAUCGUGGUGCUGAUGGCCAGGCGCCGCAUGCCCCGGUCGGCCUCGCAGGACUGCAUCGAGACCACCCCUGGGGCCCAGGAGGGGAAGAAGCAGUACAAGAUGAUCUGCCACGUGUUCGAGUCUGAGGACGCCCAGCUGAUCGCACAGUCCAUUGGCCAGGCUUUCAGCGUGGCCUACCAGGAAUUCCUGCGGGCCAAUGGCAUCAACCCCGAAGACCUGAGCCAGAAGGAGUACAGCGACAUCAUCAACACCCAAGAGAUGUACAACGACGACCUCAUCCACUUCUCCAACUCUGAGAACUGCAAGGAGCUGCAGCUGGAGAAGCACAAGGGCGAGAUCCUGGGCGUGGUGGUGGUGGAGUCGGGCUGGGGCUCCAUCCUGCCCACGGUGAUCCUGGCGAACAUGAUGAACGGCGGCCCGGCAGCCCGCUCAGGGAAGCUGAGCAUUGGGGACCAGAUCAUGUCCAUCAACGGCACCAGCCUGGUGGGACUGCCCCUUGCCACCUGUCAGGGCAUCAUCAAGGGUCUGAAGAACCAGACGCAGGUGAAGCUGAACAUUGUCAGCUGUCCGCCAGUCACCACGGUCCUCAUCAAGCGGCCUGACCUCAAGUACCAGUUGGGCUUCAGCGUGCAGAACGGGAUUAUCUGCAGCCUCAUGCGAGGGGGAAUUGCAGAGCGAGGAGGCGUCCGAGUUGGCCACCGCAUCAUCGAGAUCAAUGGGCAGAGUGUGGUGGCCACGGCCCACGAGAAGAUCGUCCAGGCUCUCUCUAACUCGGUGGGAGAGAUCCACAUGAAGACCAUGCCGGCCGCCAUGUUCAGGCUCCUCACGGGCCAGGAGACCCCGCUGUACAUCUAGGCCCACCCAGCCUGCACUGCCCAGCCUGCCUGGGUUCAGAGGAGCAGGAAAGGCUGGACCUGGGACCUGACCCCUGACCCCCACAGCCCAUGCAAGGACACUGGCUCCUCUGAAGGGCCUGCCCUCACCACCCACUUUUUUUUUUUUUUUUGGACAAAAAGGGGUAUGUCUUCAUCAAAGGAGAGUCACAGGAAGCAAUCUCUGUACAAGAGUCACGUGUUUUGCCCAUUCUGACCAGUUUUCUCGUUGCGACCAGCGGACAAGGGUGUUUCUUUGUAGCUGUGUGUGGUGUGGAGUAUGUCUUCCCUCCCUGAAGCCAUGGAGAGCGGACGUGAAGGGAGCCCCGCGAGGACAGCAAGCUCUGGGGGGCAGCGGUCGUCCCCUCCUGCCCCCCUCCUCCGGGGGGCCCUGGGGUGCUUCGGGGGAGGGCGCCCUGCUGCAGCCCGGCUCCCGGGGUGUGACUUGUAAGUGAGGUCCGGGAACAUGUGAUUGUACUGAACCAGAGGGGAGACGUUCCUGAGUUCAAUAAAUGAUGAUGGCUACAACAUCGCAACUCCAUAUUUAUUUAGACAACGUCACGGUGUUGACUUUUACUUUGAGAAGCCGAUCUUCGGAACUGAGGGUUCUCGGAUGACCCGCCAUCGCAGCCGCUGCUCCUGUCCUCCCCUGAGGCUCCGUGGACUUGAGAGGGCACCCCCUGCCAGCCGCCUCUCCUCUUCCCCCAGACCCCCUCACGGGGCGGGGCCCGCUGGCUCCUCCCACCAGGGACAAGGGACACCGAGGAGGCCCUCAGUUUCCGAUCUCUGUCUACACACACGCAUCCACACGCCAGCUCCCCGACCCCCAAAAGCCAAAACCCUCUCUGGACGACUCCGCCACUCCCGGGGCGGCCGGCAGCCGGCGUGGAUCCCUGGGCCUGCCAGGCGUCACCACGAGCAGUAUUAGCGUGUGUAGAUAAAGUGAAACGUAGUCUAGUGCGGUUCAGUAGAGGUCAUUGUUAACCGACGUCCUUUUGUCUGGAAGUCUCUUUUUUUGGCCCCGGCCUCGGAGAAUACACUGUGACUUAAGAAGCCUUACCAUGCAGUAACUAAAGCUUUAGGAUUACUGUAUUCAAGGAGUGACCUGUGUGUUGCAUGCAGCCGACCCUAGGAAGACUCACUAAUAUCACUAAUAAAGCUCAAGUCAUG
Lutra lutra (Eurasian river otter) is the source of this 3951-nucleotide messenger RNA. It is a transcript of the gene APBA2, whose product is annotated as amyloid beta precursor protein binding family A member 2. The record is from RefSeq and is a predicted model, not a curated record. The transcript has 16 exons. Gene Ontology annotation, cellular component: plasma membrane; cytoplasm; dendritic spine. Lineage: Eukaryota; Metazoa; Chordata; Mammalia; Carnivora; Mustelidae. Gene Ontology annotation, molecular function: amyloid-beta binding; protein binding. Gene Ontology annotation, biological process: chemical synaptic transmission. The coding region runs from base 500 to 2764 and encodes 754 amino acids.